CUUGCUGAGGUUAUCAUUCAUGUACCUCUCCAGUGGACUGAGUUUCUGUUGAAUGAGAAGGACAUCUUGCACCAUGGAUGGAUUCUGCCUUCUCUUUCUGCUCAUUAUUCUCCUGAUGAGAUCUGGUGAUGUUGAAACCAACCCUGGACCAGACAGGAUUGUCAGUGAAGAGGAAUUUAUAAAGCUGUCCAAGCUAAUUGAACCUAGCUACUACAACAAGUUGGGCAUUAACCUGGACAUUCCCAUUGCAAAGCAUGAUCAAAUCAAGGAACGUAGCCUAAAUACCAGUGAUGCAUUGAUAUCAGUGUUCACGAGAUGGAGCGUCAAACAGCCUCCGGGCACAGACAUCAGGUCUCUUCUUGCAGAGGGAUUAGAAAGAAGUAACUUAGGGUCCCUCUCUGGUGAGCUACUCGCUGGCAGUCUAGUCCCGAAGAGGACAGGUGCACCUGUUACAAUGCCAGGAUCACAGACCCAACCACUUUCUCCUGACCUGAUCAAGAGAUGUGCAGAUGAUUUCAAAUUCAAGUACAGGACAACUCUCUGUAAGAUCAGAGCUGAUCCUCUCAACCCUGAUUCCGUUGAGCAAUUCCCAGACAUGUACACAAACCUUGUCCUGACAGAGGAAUACCGACAACGCAAGCGACCACUUGAGUACAGGUAUCUCUUUAAUCUUGAAGUCAAUGGGGAGUUCCCCAAGCGGAUCAUGGUUGAGGGAGAGGCUGGGACCGGAAAGACAACAUUCUGUGCAAAGAUUGCCUGGGACUGGAUAAAUGACAGUCCUGUUGUCCCAAAGUUUGUGUGGGUACUGGUUGUCCCUUUUCGUGAAGCCAAGCAAUACACGAUCGGUGAGAUUGCCAAGUCGUAUCUCUCCAAGAACAACCCAGCAACAGCCUACCAGAUCACUGAGUACAUCCAUGCAAAUCCAAAAGAUGUAUUCAUUGCGCUUGAUGGAUUAGAUGAGUUUGAUGGCAAGGUUGCACUGCAAAGGAAAUCUGGUUUAAAGUCAGAAUGUCACCAGCCAAAGUCAUCAAGCCAAGCAAGUGUCACUUUGCAGCCGAAAGUCAACAUUUCAGAGGCAAGUGGAAGUUCUUCAGAGAGAGGUGAAAUUGCACUAAGAGACAUUCUUUGUUCAGAUAAACUUGCCGCUUGCCCGGUGUUGGUGACAAGUCGCCCAUGGAAGGUCUCACAGAUUAGAUGGAAUGAUAGUCUAAGAAAACAGUACACUUUCAUUCAUGUGGAAGGUUUUAGCAAGGAGAAUGUGGAGGUUUACAUUCACAAGUACUUUGAAGACGAUGAGGCCACAGCAGAUCAGCUUAUCCGAUUUACCAAAGACAAUGUCAUCAUAUCGAAGAAUAUGGCCCCGUAUCCUCUCUACAUAGCUAUGCUCUGUCUUAUGUGGAGAGAACGUGAUAAAAUGUUUAAGUCAUUACAAACUUUUUCUCAAAUAUUUGAUGAAAUGUUUCAAUUCUUGAAGGUGCAUUAUGCUCAGAAAGAGAUCACAGAUUUAGAGAGCCCAUCUUUCCUAGCCUAUCUCUCUCACAUUCAGAAGCUCAUGAAACCAGUUGCCAAAGUUGCUUUCAUCGGGCUCCUAGAAAAUACCCUUACUUUCAAAGAAGGUGAUUUUGAACAGUGCUCAGACUCCAUGGAAACAGCUUGCAGACUAGGGGUGUUGUCUCAGGAGAAGAAAUUUUCAUUUACAUAUGAUAAAACCAGUAUGUUCCUGCAGUCUACUAUCUUCUUCCCACACAAACUUAUUCAGGAGUACAUGGCUGGGAUCCAUCUUGCUUCCCUGUAUGAAUUAGAUCACAAUGAAUUCAACAGGCUGAUUGAGCAAGUAGUGCUGCCUAGGAAGGAAGAGUUUAGGCAUCUCCUGUACUUCACUGUAUCACGGGACAAAACCAUUGCAAACCAUGUCAUGAAAUGCAUGGUACAGGCCCUACAGGGUAACACCCCAAACCCAAAGGAGAUGGAUUUCUUGGUUGAUGUAGCCUUUGAGAGUCAGGACCUAGAUACCGCAGCCUUGGUGUCGGGUGGAAUGUCAUCUCUGACAAUAAACCAAUCCAUGACAGCACACACCAUAGCAGGUUAUAUAUUCACUGGACUAUAUAAAGAAGUGAUCUAUCUUAGUGUUGAUCGUGGAAAAUUUGGACCAAUUAUAUCACAUGAUGUGGCUGAGAUUAUAUGCUCUGGGCCCUCUCUAGACCAUGUUGCACUACUACAAGCAGCCUUGCACAGUGACUUCUAUGCAGUUCUAGCUAAUGAAGGAAACAAGUCCAAGGUCCAAACUCUCACCCUUGAAGAUGUAAGGUGUCCAACAUCAACUUCAUCACAUCACCUAGCAGAAGCUUUGUGUUACAUGCCAAGCCUGACUGACCCGACACUAGGUGGAAAAGAUUUCCAGGGGGAGUUCUAUUCUACACUGGAUGCAAAGGCGUCAACCUUGCAGAUUCAGAAUGAACGCAUGGAGGGUCGGUGUUUGGACAACUUCGAUCCCAUGGCAUCCAGGAAUCUCGCCAGAUUUCUUUGCAUCCUUCCCUGUCUCACUGACCUCACGAUUAAGGAUUCACAUGAAACUCCUUCAUGGUUUCUCGAAGACUUCUACCGGGAGAUUGCUCUUCAGGGUCCUUCUUCAAUGAACCAUUUCUUUAACAAGAGGCUUCACUUGGAUGAAAGGUCAGAAGAGUUGAGGAAAAUGGAUGUUAGGCAACAACGUGAAUACAUCGGACAUCUCCUUCAAAGUAAAGUCCAUCAAGGGUCCGUGCAGCACUCAGGUCAGAAGGCAGGAAUCGUGCCAGAGUCCGUGCAGCACUCAGUUCAGAAGGCAGGAAUUGUGGCAGAUUCGGACCAAAAUUCAACCGAGACAUCAUCAAGAAAACCUGUUUCCGCAUCCCAAAGACCGUCAGCAUUCACAUCAGUCGAGAUUCCUCCUCAAGAUGGAUCAGCAGCAGCUGGUGAAGUUUCUAUGUCCAAUGCCAGAGUUCUGAGUUUCGACGAGCAACAUGAAGAUGAAGACAAAUACCAUUCGGAAGGAAUCUUUGACCAUACUGGAGGAGAGCUACAGAUCCCGUCAUACGGACUCACUCUUUCCAUUCCUCCCGGUGCACUACCAGAGGGUUCUAGUGAAACGAUUACUGUAAACGUUCUCACAGACAUCCCACCUGAAAUCACUCUGAAACACGACGAGACGCUCGUUACAUAUGUCUUCCAGUGUCUUCCGUCAGGAUUACAGUUUGUGUCAGGGAAACCUGUCAGAUUGAAUAUACCCCAUUGUGCCAACCUCAUUGAUCCGACAAAAGUACAGGUCGUACUGUACUCCUUGAAUCACGGAGGGGAAGCUGUCCGCAUUGAACAAACUUCAAGAACCUGUCAGGUUACAUAUAGCCAUGUGGAGAUAUCACUGGAGCACUUUACAAAAGUAUGUGCGGCCUUCACUAAAGAUUUGCACUCCUGGAAAUACAAACGAAUGUCCUUCAUGCCUUUUCUUCCAAAGAUUAUGCCAGAGAGCAGGAAAAUGCUAUUGGAGUUUCGUAUGGCUGACAAACCCCAUGGAAUCUCUUGGAGAGAAGUUCAUGACAUCAGAAAGAACGCAGAGUAUAGACCCGCUAAAGAUGAUGAUGAUGAGAUGAAUGUCGAAAAUGGAGAUAUGGAAGUCACUUGCCAACUGAAGGAUUAUGACAUACUUACAGAGAAUGUCAAUGCACGUGACAUUGAUAUUUGUAUAAAGAAUACUGUCUUCUUCGAAUUGGAUUUUCACGGGAAAGCAGAUGACCUGCUGGUGAAGCUGAAAGUGAUACAGUCUAUGCUCCUGAAGAAUAUAAAGUUCAGAACAUCUUUCUAUGCUUCUCGUGGAAUAAGCGAGGCAUCACCAGGAGAAACAAAUUCAGCAUCCCCGAGACUUUCGGAAUCAACAUUAGUCGACGUUCUUCCUCAAUGUUCAUCAGCAGCAGCCCGUGCAGAUUCUACCUUUAAAGCCAGACCAACCGAGGAAUCCAGGGAGCAAGAUUUUGACGACCUUCUCAGGACAGUAGCUAAGCAGAUUCAUAAGGAUAUUGACAUCGAUAUUCUGGGCAAAGAAUUGGGUUUUGAACCUGCGGAAACAAUGUGUUACAUAAAUACAAACAAAAGAUACCAUAUGGCAACAUACAUGGGAACACUUAGUAUGCUUCGGGAAUGGAGGAACAGGACUACAAGUUCCGAAGAACGUGACAAGUUGAAGAAAGUUCUGAUUGUCCUUAAACGCCAUCGUCUGGUAAACGAACAUCUGAACGACGAUAUAGCAAGACAAUCUUCUUCAGUAAACCAGAGCCGUCAAUCAAAAGUUAUAGACGUAUACGCAGCUUAUACGAGUCGUCAGACUUACAUCACGUAUUCUCGCAAUGAUUCCAACGAUGGUAGUCCAGAUGAACCCUCGACGAAGAGAGACGAUAACACCAACCGAAACACUGACUCUAAUGACGAGGAUGAAAGGCAGAGAGGGGACAAACAAACACAGAGACGUUCCAAAGAUGACAGUCGAGGUGGACAUUGGAGGAAGAGAAAGAAGACACAUCAAAACACUGACUCUAAUGACGAGGAUAAAAGAACGAGAGGGGACGAACAAAUAAAGAGACGUGGUUCCAAAGAUGACAGUCGAGGUGGACAUCGGAGGAAGAGAAAGAAGACACACCGAAACACUGACUCUAAUGACGAGGAUGAAAGAACGAGAGGGGACAAACAAAUAAAGAGACGUUCCAAAGAUGACAGUCGAGGUGGACAUCGGAGGAAGAGAAAGAAGACACAUCAAAACACUGACUCUAAUGACGAGGAUGAAAGAACGAGAGGGAACAAACAAACAAAGAGACAUGGUUCUAGAGAUGACAGUCGAGGUGGAUAUCGGAGGAAGAGAAAGGAGAAGACAAACCAAAACACUAACUCUGAUGACGAGGAUGAAAGAACGAGAGGGAACAAAAGAAGAAAGAGACGUGGUUUCAAAGAUGGCAGUCGAGGGGGACAUCGGAGGAAAAGAAAGAAUAUGACAAACUGACAGAUGCCAUCUCCUUGAUAGCUUUCCAAUUCAUACUUUGACAUGUGCCAUUUUGAUAUGUUAAAUCAUAGGUUGAGUUCUGGGAAAGGCCAACAAAAAGUUCUGAGUUUUCUUCAUUCUUCUUUUUGUUGAUGUGGAAGAAUACCACAAGAAAAAUAAACCCUGAAAAAUGACACAGUAAAUUGCCCCUAGUCAAAAUAUGACAAUACAUUUCUGAAAAUAUCUUGACCAAAUGUUUAUUUGUUUUUAAAAUAAAUAUCAUGAGGAUCCAAAACUUCACAAUUUACAGUAAUGAGCGACAUAACUUGUCCAUUCGCUUGCGGUCAUUUUCUUUGACAAUUCAAACGUAUGACAAGAACCCAACUGUAUCUGUAAGUGCUUGUUGUAUAUAGUUUAACACAUAUCAUUAUGUUACAGAAUGAGAAUGGUAUGAAAUCUUUGUGAUGUGUGAAAUACCUAGACAAGAUAUAGUGCAAUAAACGAGUCUGUCAACAUGCGUGUAUAAAUGUGAAAGCACAUUUCAAACAAGUGCCAUAUGAAUUUAUUAGUUUGCUACCCAAUUAUAGAAGCCGAAUGAAAUUUGCGGCAUAUUAAUGAACAUUUGUUGGCAACUUGACAAGAGCUAAUCUUAAUAAACAUUAUAUUGUGGACAAAUAUAAUGGUUGACUGAUGUUAUUUCUAAUCCGUUCUCUACUAGUUAGAACAAGUGAAGGCAAAGUUUUGUUUACAUUUCUCUGUAGAUUGUGAUAUUCAUUUUCAAUUAUGUUGUUAAUGUGAUGUUUUACCAGUUGAGCCUGUUUUCGCUCCUGUUCUAACGGGUCAUGUCGGUGCCAUCUUUGUAUUUGUUUUUGUUAUUAUUUUCAUUCAUUUUCAUUAAUUGAUCAUGUUUCGUGUAUAUUAUAUUUGAUUGCAUUCAUUCUAGUAUUAACGUUAACUGCUAUACAUGUAUAUCGGAAGCACCGGAUCAUUUUCAUAAGUUGAAUAUUAUGGCGUUGUCUUACUAUUGCAUAAUCAUAUUGUCUAUAUUCCUUUCAGUCGGCAUAAUUAUGAUGUAUUAUAAUAUGUUUGAAUUUUGUAUUUUCAUCUCGAUAUUUUUUUUUUAAGAUACAUGCUUAUUGCUAUAUUUUUUAAUCAGUCCGCUUCCAUUUGUGUAUUUUUGUAUAUUAUAUAUAUUGUUUACCAUCUCUGAUUGUCAUUUUGAUGUUCUGACAUUGCAAAUACUUAUCAAUUUCCAGAUACCAGUUCUAAUUUGAUGAUGGUCAAAAUAUGAUGCUUUUAAGGACACCAAUGUGAGUUGUUAUUGAGCCUCUAAAUGUAUUCGUUAUUAUACCUCCAUUCUAAAAGACAUCCAAAAAUAUUAUAAGUGUGUGAGUAUUUACAUGAUUGUACACAGCUAUCAAUACACAGUACGUGUAUGACCAUGCUUCAACUGUAUACACAAACAAUAAGUUCCCCGUCUAUAAAUACUCUAGUUAUUUAUCUUUUCCUUGUAGAGUGUUUCUCAUGGAAAGAAGAUAUACAUGUAAAUAACUUGACUAUAAAGCCUACUUUUUUGUCUCCCUUGAGUGGUCUUAAUACACAGGUUUCACCUUACACCCUUUUGAUAAUUGAAAAUUAUAUUUUAAUACGGAUAUUCCUAAUCAUAAUAUUCAUGAUUUGACAUUACGUGAUUAAUAGAUUCAUGUUGUUUUCGUAGUUACUUCUUGUAUAGUUUUAAUAGGCACCUUUAUUGGGAAAGACCUGUUUCUCGACCUCUACGUAUGUAGUGUUGAUGUUCGAUAAUCUAUAUAUACAGGAUGUAGAAUCGUCAUUUAUCUACAUUAGAAGAAAAUGUAAAAUAACAGUAACACAGAGGUAUCUAACUUUUACAGGAAGUCAUUUGUAGGAAAGCUUUAAUAUCAGUGCAAGAGCCAGGUGAAAUUUGAACAACAAUAGGAUUAACUACUUACCACAAAGUAUUUAAAAUCUAAGAUUAGGUGUGCAUAUAACGUGUUAUAAGGAUAAAUGUCUAAUGCAUAUGAGUUUCAUAUAAAAUCAUUCUGAUAUUGGAUUUGUAUGCAUAAUUCUUCACAUUAUGAUGAUAAAUGUCCAUUCUGUAUAAAUUUCGUAUGAUACCAUAUUGAGGUUGGAAUUUCGUGCAUAAGUCUGCACAUUGUAAUGUUGAAUGUUCAAUGCAUUAUAUUUCAAAUGAUAUGAUACUGAGAUUCGAUUUACGUGCAUAAAUCUGCACGUUGUUAUGGUGAAUGUUCAAUGCAUUAUAUUUCAUAUGAUAUCAUACUGAGAUUGGAUGUUCGUGUAUAAGUCUGCACAUUGUUAUGGUGAAUGUUCAAUGCAUUAUAUUUCAUAUGAUAUCAUACUGAGAUUAGAUGUUCGUGCAUAAGUCUGCACAUUGUUAUGGUGAAUGUUCAAUGCAUUAUAUUUCAUAUGAUAUCAUACUGAGAUUGGAAUUUCGUGCAUAAGUCUGCACAUUGUAAUGGUGAAUAUCUAAUGCAUAUAUAUGUCAUAUGAUAUCAUACUGAGAUUGGAUGUUCGUGUAUAAGUUUGUACAUUGUAAUGGUGAAUAUCCAAUGCAUAUAUAUUUCAUAUGAUAUCAUACUAAGAUUGGAUGUUCGUGUAUAAGUCUGCACAUUGUUAUGGUGAAUGUUCAAUGCAUUAUAUUUCAUAUGAUAUCAUACUGAGAUUGGAUGUUCGUGUAUAAGUCUGCACAUUGUUAUGGUGAAUGUUCAAUGCAUUAUAUUUCAUAUGAUAUCAUACUGAGAUUGGAUGUUCGUGCGUUAGUCUGCACAUUGUUAUGGUGAAUGUUCAAUGCAUAUAUAUGUCAUAUAAUAUUAUACUAACAUUGGAUUUUCGUACACAAGUCUGCACAUUGUUACGGUGAAUGUUCAAUGUACAUAUAUGUCAAAUGAUAUCAUACUGAGAUUGGAAUUUCGUGCACAAGUCUGCACAUUGUAAUGGUGAAUGUUCAAUACAUAUAUAUAUGUCAUAUGAUAUCAUACUGAGAUUAGAUGUUCGUGCAUAAGUCUGCACAUUGUAAUGGUGAAUGUUCAAUACAUAUAUAUAUGUCAUAUGAUAUCAUACUGAGAUUGGAUUUUCGUGUAUAAGUCUGCACAUUGUAAUGGUGAAUGUUCAAUGUACAUAUAUACAUCAAAUGAUAUCGUACUGAGAUUGGAUUUUCGUGCAUAAGUCUGUACAUUGUAAUGGUGAAUAUCUAAUGCAUAUAUAUAUGUCAUAUGAUAUCAUACUGAGAUUGGAUGUUCGUGUAUAAGUUUGUACAUUGUAAUGGUGAAUAUCUAAUGCAUAUAUAUUUCAUAUGAUAUCAUACUGAGAUUGGAUGUUCGUGUAUAAGUCUGCACAUUGUUAUGGUGAAUGUUCAAUGCAUUAUAUUUCAUAUGAUAUCAUACUGAGAUUGGAUGUUCGUGUUUAAGUCUGCACAUUGUUAUGGUUAAUGUUCAAUGUACAUAUAUUUCAAAUGAUAUCAUACUAAGAUUGGAAUUCCGUGCAUAAGUCUGCACAUUGUGAUGGUGAAUGUUCAAUACAUAUAUAUAUAUGUCAUAUGAUAUCAUACUGAGAUUGGAUUUUCGUGCAUAAGUCUGUACAUUGUAAUGGUGAAUAUCUAAUGCAUAUAUAUGUCAUAUGAUAUCAUACUGCGAUUGGAUGUUCGUGUAUAAGUUUGCACAUCAUAAUGGUGAAUGUUCAAUGUACAUAUAUUUUAAUUGAUAUCAUACUGAGAUUGGAUUUUCGUGCAUAAGUCUGCACAUUAUGAUGGUGAAUAUCCAAUGCAUAUGUAUCAUAUAUGAUACCAUACUGAGAUUGGAUGUUCGUGCAUAAGUCUGCACAUUGUAAUGGUGAAUGUCAAUGUCUACACUGUCGCUCAUAAAGUUGGAAUAUUUUUGUUUUACCCCAAUUUAUGGAAUUAUUUUUAAAAUAA
Molecule: messenger RNA, 8951 nt
Organism: Strongylocentrotus purpuratus (purple sea urchin)
Lineage: Eukaryota; Metazoa; Echinodermata; Echinoidea; Camarodonta; Strongylocentrotidae
Exons: 17
Coding region: 53-5023 (1656 amino acids)
Source: RefSeq, a predicted model, not a curated record